This is a messenger RNA of Psylliodes chrysocephalus, 1314 nucleotides long. Lineage: Eukaryota; Metazoa; Arthropoda; Insecta; Coleoptera; Chrysomelidae. The record is from the annotation of a GenBank genome assembly.
AUGAGUGAAAAUAAGCCUGGACCCCAUUUCAAAAUUGUUGAGACUAUUGAAGCUGGCAGGCCGGUUCUUUCGGUUGUGCCAUUUAAAUGGAUUCAAAAUAAAUAUUUGUUUUGGCCACCAAAAAAUGUAAAAGAACACAUAAACAAUAUUAAUUCAACACCGAACAGUAACUGGUCCAAGAUUAUGUGUCGCAUUAAAAGACCAUAUUUUCGAAGUCGUCAAGAAGCCAAUAACGAGUUACUGGAAAUGUCUGGAGGUUCAGCAACUUCAUCUAGUUCAGAAUACGGAAUAGAGCCCACCAAAAGACUUAGACAAGCUAACAACCAGACAAAUUUUGAAAAAUCAUUUAAAAAUAAAAGAUUGAUUUCCCUCUCUCAACCUUUUAUUCAAGAGGAAUGUAUAUCUGUUACCCUUGCUCCUCUAAAUGAACAAAAUUUUAUUCCUAAUACUACCGCUGUAUCAUUAAAUCUAAUAACAUCACAAGAUAUUUUAGACGCGGAGUUUAUAAAUAUUGGCCAGCUUGAUGAGCAACCUGAUAAGCAGUCUGAUGAGCAACAUAUUGAGCGCCCUACGGAGCCUGCAUUUGAUGCCGAAAAUUUUAAAGAACUUGUAUUUGGACAAAUUAAAGAAAUGCGGAUGGAGCUGAAAAAGGCCAAGAAUGAAAUAAUUAGUUGUUUCACUGACGUGAUGGCAAGGACAGUUGCUGCAAUCAAAAGCGACUUUGAUGCUAAAUUGGCGGCCAUACAGGUACAACAAGUUUAUAGAGAUCAACUCUACGAUGAUAUUUUUCAAUUUGCACCUGUUUCAACCCCAGAUGAACUAAUGCAGUUAGAACAAAAUCUUCUAGAUAAAAAUUUUGAAAAACAAGUGAUUGAUCAUUUUAAGAAAAUUAUUGGGGAUAUUCCGGAUACUAGUGGAGGUCUGGAUACAUGUUAUAUAAUCAUUGACAAAUUUUUUGAUAAACAAUUCAUGGUUCAAUGUUCUUGGACAGGAGGUAGCAGAAGCGAUACUCUGAAAUGUUCCAUUCGAAAUUGCAAAAACAUAUUAAAUGUUUUUUUUACAAUAAUCCGAAGUUCAAACAAAAAUUUUGCAGAAAUUCUAUUAAAAAAAUUCUUCGUAGGAAUUACUAACAAUGCAAAAAAGCGCAGCAUGACUGGUGGAAUUCGCCAGUCAUCUGUUCAUCGGCGCAAAAAAUUAAUAAAAAAACAACCACCCCCGAAUGAGUUUGGUACUCAAAAGGAAGAUUUUGAUGAUAAUACUCAGCAUCAACAAGAACAGGAAGACAUCUCUGAAGAAAACUCAGAAACAGAUUAA